This is a messenger RNA of Solenopsis invicta (red fire ant), 5404 nucleotides long. Its product is annotated as probable cytochrome P450 4aa1. Gene Ontology annotation, molecular function: oxidoreductase activity, acting on paired donors, with incorporation or reduction of molecular oxygen; monooxygenase activity; heme binding. The record is from RefSeq and is a predicted model, not a curated record. The transcript is spliced from 8 exons. NCBI's taxonomy places the organism in Eukaryota, Metazoa, Arthropoda, Insecta, Hymenoptera, Formicidae. Bases 793 to 2331 code for a protein of 512 amino acids.
UAAAAUAUUACUUAAAUGUAAUUAUUAAAAUAUCAAAAAAAAAUUUCAAUAACUUGUAGAAUUAUAAGACUAUAAUAAUUAGACUAUUUAAUGACUCAUGAUCUUAUAAUCUUAUAAUCUUUUGUAUUACGCAUGGUCCUGAGACGAUGUGUCGCGCUCCUUAGUUACGCCGUUCGGCAGCGCCGUUGCUAAGGCGCGAGCGGUGGGAGGAGAUCAAUAGGCGUGCGUCGAAAAAUCCGGCCGAAAGUUGCUGAGAGCACUGACGGGUAGAACAUUGGGGUAGAAUCCUGUAAACACGGGUAGAACUCUAUAAUCUUCGCAUUUUUUCACACGUACUUUCACAAACACUAAUAUCAUACCCUUUCCUUUUAUAAACUUCCCUUACCACAGCACGAGUCUACCAAUCACCGUGUACUUUGCGCAAGUACACGGUGAUUGGUAGACUCGUGCUGUGGUAAGAGUAUUCUAUAUCUUUGGCAUUCCGUUCUCAUCGCCUCUUGGGAGAUCACUCAACACUUCGUCUCAAGAAUUUGUGUAGUGACAUUGGUAUCAGUAUAUUGUUUAAGAGAGAAGAUAUAGUUUUGGAACUCACAGUGAUACGUCUUUUUCCUGCAUCCCAUGUACGUUGCUACGAACUACGUGAGCCUGAAUACUAUAUCCUCUGCGGCUGAGAAUUUUGAAAGCAAAGGUCUUGCUGAAUACACUCCUCUCCAACAUAGGGGAUCUGACGAUUAUUAAUUACAGGGAUCGACCGAAAUUAACAGUUGAAUUGCAUCACACACAUCAGGAGAAAUGUGGGCCUACAUUGUCCUUGUAGCCGUCAUUUUGGCUAUAUUACACGCAUAUCAAAAGAAUUACUUCAGAAUCAUUAGGUUUAUUUUCACUCUCGAUGGGCCAAAAACGGUGCCCAUUCUUGGCAAUGCAAACCUCUUUAUUGAAGGAAAUGUGCUUCAAAGAAUAGCAGACGAGCAUCAGAAUUAUGGUCGCAUUAUGCGCAUUUGGAUGACGUUUGUGCCACACGUUGUGCUUAUCGAGCCGGAGGAUAUCAAAAUACUAUUGCAAAACAAGAAACACAUAGCAAAGGCAUCUUUUUACAAGCUGGUCGACGAUUUUCUGGGCAAGGGUCUCAUCACUCAAGAUGUCGACAAAUGGACGGUACAUCGGAAAAUCUUAGAAUCGGCCUUCACGUCCCAUAUGUUACAAAAAUUUAUUGAAACGUUUGGCGAGUGCGCCGAUCGCCUAGUCGACAAGUUGCUCGAAAAAGAUGGGGAAGAUAUAAACAUCACUACAUUUGUUAACAACUCGGUCUACGAUAUAGUGAAAGAAACGAUUUUGGGCAUCCCCGCAAGCCAAACAUACAAUGACGGAGAGGAUAAAUUUAGAAAGAACCAGUUUAUGAUGACGUAUAGAUUUGCGCGUCCAUGGUUGUUAAUCAAUUGGAUUUACCGAUUGACAGCAGCUAACAAAUCAGAGAAACAACACCAAAAUGAAUUAAUAGACUAUUGUUCUAAAAAAAUGGAGGAAAUGCACAGAUCUUUACAAAAAAACGAUUUUUUCAAUGACCCACGAACUGGAAAAACAUCUUUGCUUCAGUUCAUGAUUAAGUACAUGAUCAACAUGAACGACCCGCCAAUCACUAAACAAGAAGCUAUCGAACAAUGUUGCACCUUUAUGUUGGCCGGCCAGGAAUCAGUCGCUACAGCCACUGCAAUUACUCUCUUUUAUUUGGCAAAGAAUCGGAAAUGGCAAGAAAAAUGUAUCGAGGAAUUUAAUGAGAUCUUUGGUGAAGACAGAAGAUUACCAACUAUAGAAGAUCUGAAAAAGAUGAAAAAUUUAGAAAUGUGCAUUAAGGAGUCUUUAAGAUUAUAUCCUACCGUACCUUUGUUCGCGAGGACACUCGGGGAGGAUAUGACAGUAGGAGAACAUGUAAUACCGGCCGGUUGCAAUGUAAUUAUAAUGCCAUAUUGUACGCAUCGAUUACCUCAUCAUUUUCCUGAUCCUCACGAUUUCAAACCAGAGCGAUUUAGCCUUGAAAACUCCAAAGAAAUGCAUCCAUGUGCCUACAUACCAUUCAGCUAUGGACGUCGCAACUGCAUUGGAAAGCAAUUUGCCAUGUACCAGAUGCAAUCGACCAUCAGCGCUAUUCUAAGGAAUAGUGAAUUAGAACCGGUUCUUGGCAAGGAAAACUUUUUAGCUCAAUAUCGCGUAACCAUUAGAGCACAUGGCGGACUUUGGAUCAGAAUAAAAGCGAAUGAUAAAUACAAACCAAAGCAAUCCUACACAUCAGGGACAGAGACUUCUGAUUUUUCUGAGUGUGGAGUACCUCAUUAAAGCAAAGGGGGGGGGAGUGUAGUCAGUUUCAAUAACAUUGCUUUUGUUAUACAGGGUGUCAGAUGUUCUCACGUGUGUUGAUAGAGCAAAUUAAACUGAGCAAAAAAGUUCUGUAGUAUUUUUCAAUAUUCGCAAUAAUUACCGAGAUAAAAAUUACUGAAGUCGGCGAAAGAGUGCGUACUUUCCCUACCCACCGCACGCAGGGACCACUCGUCGAUACGCCUUUAUUCGCCAAUUUUAUUAAUUUUUACCUCGGUUAACUAUUGCGAAUAUUGAAAAAUGGUACAGGACCGUUCUGUUCAGUUUGCUUUAUCAACCCCUGAGACCACAGGCGAAUUUCAUCAGACAUCCUGUAUAUUGUAACGUCCAGCACAACCCCGCUUCCCCUUUCUUUUUUUUUAUUACGUAAAUCGCAACCGCAUCUAUAUUAUUCAUUAGUCAAUAAGUUUAUUAAUUAACAAUUGUAUUUAACGCGUGAGGAAGCAAGCAGCGAGUACCAUUGUCGGACAUCUUUGUUUAACCUAAAUCAAAACCGUCAAAACCUUUAUAGAAUACUUUUAAGCGUCAACUUUUCAAACGUUAAACGUAACAAAGAAAAGAAGUCACUUCUGUUAAUCUGUGCCGUCUGCAAGUCGCGACAGUCACGAUAAAAGUUCUAAGAAGCCUCCGGCGAUCGGAUGUCCGUGAGUAACUAUGGCUCGCCGUUUGGCUUCACACGCAUAUUAUAUUACUCGAUAAUGUGUAUUAGAAUUAAGAAAUAACUUCUAGCCUUUUUUUUGUUGAUUUAAAAGUUCUUAGAUCGCAUUUUCUUUUGGGCAUGUGUUACUUCUUAAUUAGAUAUAAGAGCGUUGGGGGAAAUCUACACCUACAUUUUACAUUAACUUCACAAUUUACACCCUUUGUUCGUACUGACAAUUAUUCAAUUCUUUUAAAUCUUGUUCUCUAGAAAUCCGUUACCAUUUUGUAUCCAGCUCGUUAUACGUCCGACCCUGUCAGUCGCGACUCCUAAAUCAUAUAUCUGUUCAUUUCUCUUUCAACUCCCCCUGCGUGCGUUAAUUACUAAGACAUAUUGCUAUUUGCGCUAAUUCUAAAUUGCGUUAAUUUUAAGUUGAGUAAAUUUUAACCUGCGAUUAAUUAAUAAGUUGCGUUAGGGAACGAAGGAAGACUUUCCGAGCGUUAGCGCUUUCUGCGAUAAAUCGUGCGUAGAACGCCGGGCGGCUGCGCCACAGCACGUCUUACGUUAGCGCGCACAGCGGAGUGAUACAGCGCCCUUAUGCCCAAGAGCGGCAUACGUACACCCAAGGACUUUGAUUCUGUCUAUGGGAAAAUUUUCUAAACUGAGAAGUCACCACUUUCUACAUACUCGCAGUUCAUGAUUAAUGAACCGACUAGAGUUUAUUGGUUAUUAAUUUAAUCAUGAACUGUAAGUAUGUAGAAAGAUAGCGACUUCUCAGUUUGGAAAAUUUCCCCAUGGACAGAAUCAAAGUCCUUGGGUGUACCUUUCUUCUAUUCGGAUUCAUUCAUUCUUUGUCCGCAAUUCAUUAAGUCCGGUCGUCAUCAUCCGACAACAUUUUAAUACGCGUGUUAACUUUUCUUUUCAAUCGAAUUAUUCAAUUCUUAUACAAUAAGUUUCAAAUUCAGAAACACGUAUCUCUUUCUUUAUUUUUGUUAUAAGCUCCUCGCGAUAUUCAGCCGGAUCAAGCAUCGAUUUCAUUGUUAAUUUCAAUAUCGAGAAUAAAAUAUUAAUCUCAGUGAACCACCGAGAAAAAUCUGGCCCAAUCACCGACGACGCCGACCAGCGGAGGCCGACCUAUCCUCCAGGCUACGAGGCUUCCUUCCUCCUAUCUAUCCAACGACCAUAACAAUAAUAGCUAGACGUGACAAUAUAUGAAAUAUAUUUUUUGUAUACAUUUUUUUCUACAUUUAAUUUUUUUCAUAUAUAUUUUUUUACAAAUAUAAACCUUCUUUUACUUUUAUCUUAAUAUCACGCAAAAACUAGCUCUUAUACUAUCUAAUUGUGUAUUAUAAUUUUGGGUAAGCAGGACGGUAGCAUGCAGCGUGGGUACCAUAGUCAAAUAUUGUUUUUUGUCAAACCAAAAAUUCUUAAAAUUUAUCAAAGAUUAAAAUACUUUUUUAAAAUACCCCAAAUUCUGUGUGUGAAGUUUCACAUCCACGGGAGCUUUGAGUGUGGAAAACUCCACACCCUCCAUAAGGAAAUCUCCGUCUCUGCUACACAUAGUUAUAAGAAUUGUUAAAAUUAAUUUUAUAAACCUGACAAACUCUGAAAAAUGCUAAACUUUAUUUUGAUUUAUAAAUUUGUUAGCAAUAGCACUUAAAUCUAAUUUCAUCGUUUCUUUCAUAUGUACAUGUAAUGGCCAACAUAAAGGUGCAAUAUUUCUCGAUAACAUCCUGCUUAGUGAUUUGCGGAUUCUUCUUAUUGAUCAUGUACUCAAUCAUGUAUUCAAGUAGAGAUGUUUUUCCAGUUCUUGGAUUAUUGUUCUUGGAAACCGUUCUUUUGUAGAGAUUUGUCCAUUUUUUAGAACAAAAGUCCAUUAAUUCAUUAAUAAAUUUUGGACUUUUGUUCUAAAAAAAUGGAGGAAAUGCACGAAUUUCUACAAAAGAAUGGUUUCCUCAAUGAUCCAAGAACUGGAAAAACAUCUCUACUUGAGUACAUGAUUGAUUACAUGAUCAAUAAGAAGAAUCCGCAAAUCACUAAGCAGGAUGUUAUCAAAAAAUUGGUGGUGUUUCUCCAGAAACACUACCAAAAUAAAUUAAUUGACUUUUGUCUUAAAAUAAGAUUCUACAAGAAGAAAGUUAAGUUUAAUUUUUAAACUGCUAAAUGCUAUUGCUAACGAAUUUAUAAAUCGAAAUAAAAUUUAGAGUUUAUACUUUUUGUAAAGAAAGAAAUCAGUAAACUUUCUUUUUCGACUUUAUAAACUAAAUAUUCUGUACAUUUUGUCUUAUAUGUAAAAGUACAUAAUCUACAUAUUUCUGUACACUUCAAUCUCUGUAUACAUUACGAUACAUAUUGCGAUUAAAAUUACAUUAAAGGCUUCUCUAAGGAGGAUAAGAU